AUGGCAGCUGUUGGAGUUUCAAGCCUGUUGUUUUCAAAGAGUUUGCCUUCGUCGCAUUAUCGUCGUGGUAAUGCACCAAGGGUCCUCAUGGGGCCUGUCUCUCUCCCAAAGCAUUCUGGUAGAGGUUUGGUUGAGGAUUUUGAAAGGAGAAACGGUGCUUAUACAGUUGAUACUACUACCCUCCUGGAAAGGUAUUCCGUUUCUAGCCCGAAAACCCAACAUUGUUCGAGACAUGACACGAAAUCUUCUGAUCCUCAGGUGAUCGCCAAGCUUUAUGCAGUUAUGGAGGCUGUUGCGGAUAGGGUGGAGAUGCAUAAGAACAUUGGAGAGCAGCGUGACAACUGGAAUCACCUCCUUUUGACUUCCAUCAAUGCCAUGACUCUCACUGCUGCCACCAUGGCUGGACUAGCAGCCACAAAUGCAGCAAUGGCUCCCCUCGUGGCACUCAAGCUCUCUUCCACUGUGCUUUACGUAGCAGCCACGGGCUUGUCGGUAAUGAUGAACAAGAUUCAACCAUCCCAGCUCGCUGAAGAACAAAGAAAUGCUGCAAGAUUAUUCAAGCACCUUCAUAGUCAAAUUCAAACAACGAUGUCUCUUGGCACACAUGAUAUUAACGAUGUUAAUGAAGCAAUUGAAAAAGUUUUAGCUAUCGAUAAGGCAUAUCCACUUCCUCUACUAGGUGCUAUGCUUGAAAAAUUCCCGUCAAAGGUUGAACCUGCAAGGUGGUGGCCGCAACAAAAGCGAAAACAAAGACCUGGUGGGAAUAUAGAAGGAAAUAAUGGCUGGAACAGGAAGCUGGAGGAGGAAAUGAGUCAAGUUCUUGGGGUUUUGGAGAAGAAAGACUUCGCUGAGUACAUAAGGUUGGGUAACAAAGCACUAAAACUCAACAAAGUCUUGGCAAUUUCUGGUCCCUUACUAACCCUUUUAGGGGCUUUGGGGUCUUCCUUUGUGGGCAGUACUCCUUCUCCAUGGCCUGUGAUGAUGGGAGUCAUAGCAGGUGCGAUGGCAACCAUCGUGAACUCAAUGGAACAUGGCGGCCAAGUGGGAAUGGUGUUCGAGAUGUACCGCAGCAAUGCCGGCUUCUUCAAGCUCAUUGAAGAGAGCAUAAUGUCAAACACAGAUGAGAGAGAAGUUGAGAGAAGAGAAAAUGGAGAAAUUCUUGAAAUGAAGGUAGCUUUACAGCUAGGAAGGAGCCUAUCAGAGCUCAAGAAUCUUGCGGCAUCAUCUAGGGAAGCAACUGAAGAAUUUGCUAGCAAGCUAUUUUAA
Theobroma cacao (cacao) is the source of this 1266-nucleotide messenger RNA. The record is from RefSeq and is a predicted model, not a curated record. Lineage: Eukaryota; Viridiplantae; Streptophyta; Magnoliopsida; Malvales; Malvaceae.